Molecule: messenger RNA, 2587 nt
Organism: Phragmites australis (common reed)
Lineage: Eukaryota; Viridiplantae; Streptophyta; Magnoliopsida; Poales; Poaceae
Product: hydroxyproline O-galactosyltransferase GALT2-like
Exons: 7
Coding region: 286-2178 (630 amino acids)
Cellular component (GO): Golgi membrane
Molecular function (GO): carbohydrate binding; galactosyltransferase activity
Source: RefSeq, a predicted model, not a curated record
CAGUCGAGUCCACAUGUCCGACCCCUGCCGGGCCGGACCCGACCCAUCCCUCGAGCCAAUCACACUCACGCGCUCGCCCGGCCGGCCCCACAUGACAGAGACGAGUAUCCACUCCUCCGCCUCGCUCCCUCCAUUUCCAUUCCUCCUCCUCCUCCACCCCACUCCGUUCCCACACCGCCCGCCCGCACGCAUCCACCACCUCCGAUCCCACACUGCCCGCGCCAGAUCCGCCGCCCCCCUCCGCCGCUAGGGAAGCUGUGGGGGCCUGCUAGGGAGGCGAGGGCAAUGGCGCGGCGGGUGCGGCCGUCCCACCUAGUGCUGGCGGCGGGGGCGGCCUACCUCCUCCUCAUCUCCCUCAAGUUCCGCCGCGUCCUCGACCUCGCCGCCGCCGACCUUGCCGACCCCGCCGCCUUCUCCUCGCCCUCCUCCUCCGACCACCUGCCCCCUGGCUCCAACUCCACCGCCACCGGCUCCCCGUUCCCCGUCCAGCCCUUCUGGCACCGCUACGACCGCGUCUCCCUCCCCGACCUCGCCGCCCGCAACCGCUCCGCGCUCGACCGCAUGGCCGACGACGCCUGGGCGCUCGGCCUCACCGCCUGGGAGGAGGCCGCCGCCUUCGCGGGGGACCCCUGGGAGCUCGCCGCCGCGCACGCGACCCGCACCUCCACCGACAAGUGCCCCUCGGCCGUCUCCAUGCGCGCGCGCGGGCGGGUCAUCUUCCUGCCCUGCGGCCUCGCGGCCGGAUCCUCCGUCACCAUCGUCGGCACGCCCAGGGCCGCGCACAAGGAGUACGUGCCGCAGCUCGCGCGGAUGCGCCAGGGGGACGGCACCGUGAUCGUCUCGCAGUUCAUGGUCGAGCUGCAGGGGCUGCGCGCCGUCGACGGCGAGGACCCGCCUAGGAUACUCCACCUCAACCCCAGGCUCAGGGGGGACUGGAGCCAGCACCCCAUCAUCGAGCACAAUACCUGCUACAGGAUGCAGUGGGGCGCCGCCCAGCGCUGCGAUGGCUCACCACCCGAGGACAACGAGGAUAAGGUCGAUGGGUUCCCCAAAUGUGAGAAAUGGAUACGUAAUGAUAUUAUUGACACAAAGGAGUCCAAGACAACUUCAUGGUUGAAGAGGUUCAUUGGGCGCGCAAAGAAACCUGCAAUGACAUGGCCAUUUCCAUUUGUAGAGGAGAGGCUAUUUGUUUUGACUAUACAAGCUGGAGUUGAAGGUUUCCACAUUUAUGUUGGCGGUCGACAUGUGACAUCUUUUCCUUAUCGACCAGGGUUCACUCUUGAAGAUGCAACAGGAUUAUUUGUUAAGGGCGAUGUAGAUGUACAUUCAGUUUAUGCCACUGCUCUUCCUAUGUCUCAUCCCAGUUUUUCUCUUCAACAAGUCCUUGAGAUGUCAGAAAAGUGGAGGUCUCAGCCACUACCUAAAGAUCCUGUUUCCCUUUUCCUUGGGAUACUGUCUGCAUCGAAUCAUUUCGCCGAGCGCAUGGCUGUGAGAAAAACAUGGUUGCAGUCACCAGAAAUCAGGUCUUCCGAAGCAGUAGCUCGAUUCUUUGUUGCACUGAAUUCAAGGAAAGAAGUCAAUGUAAUGCUGAAGAAAGAAGCGGAAUACUUUGGAGACAUUGUCAUUUUGCCAUUUAUAGAUCGUUAUGAGCUGGUAGUUCUUAAGACAAUCGCUAUUUGCGAGUUCGGGGUCCAGAAUUUGACUGCUGCAAACAUCAUGAAAUGCGACGAUGAUACAUUUGUGAGGGUAGAUGUGGUUCUCAGACACAUCAAGUUGAACACUGGUGGCAAACCAUUAUAUAUGGGGAACCUUAACCUCUUGCAUAGACCACUGAGAACUGGAAAAUGGGCAGUUACAGAUGACGAGUGGCCUGAAGAUAUCUACCCACCUUAUGCAAAUGGACCAGGUUAUGUAAUUUCUGGUGACAUUGCAAAAUUCAUCGUGUCUCAGCAUGCCAACCAGAGUUUAAGACUAUUUAAGAUGGAAGAUGUAAGUAUGGGUCUGUGGGUCGAAAAUUUUAAUUCGACGAACCCUGUCCAGUAUUCUCACAGCUGGAAGUUCUGCCAGUACGGUUGCCUGGAGAACUACUACACUGCCCACUACCAGUCACCUAGGCAGAUGCUGUGCUUGUGGAAUAAGUUGGUCCGCGGUCGAGCAUCUUGCUGUAACUACAGAUAGUGAAAGCGAAAGAUCACUGGCAUCCCUCCCUGAUAUCGUAGCGUAGGUAUUGUUGCACCUCCAUUGCAGCUCAAUUUGAGCUCGCAUGGUUGUCUCCUUUUUGACAUGAAUCACAGGAUCGAUAGUGUAGGUAUUGUUGCACCUCCAUUGCAGCUCAAUUUGAGCUCGCAUGGUUGUCUGGUUGGAGCUUGAAGAUUAGGAAAGCUCCAACCUGUUGGUUUAGUGCAUUUGCCUGAUUUGCAUUGGUCGUCCUGCGGCAUUAGCGUCAUGGUUCUUGUACUUGAUCCCAAUUUUGAUGUAGUAGGCCAGAUUAGAAUGAUCAGAUGUAUGUCUCUAUUCUUAUAUCCCGACGUAAUGUUGCCUGUUCUUUGCCCUGUCUCCUGACGUUGAAAUCGUCAUCAGUCCUUUC